Molecule: messenger RNA, 366 nt
Organism: Amphimedon queenslandica
Lineage: Eukaryota; Metazoa; Porifera; Demospongiae; Haplosclerida; Niphatidae
Exons: 1
Coding region: 1-366 (121 amino acids)
Molecular function (GO): zinc ion binding; nucleic acid binding
Source: RefSeq, a predicted model, not a curated record
AUGAAACAUCAAAGAGAGAAACACAAGACGCCGAAGGAAAUCGAAUGCUACAAAUGCGGUGGUAGGCACUAUGCUACCCAUUGUCAUUUUAAAGAUGUCAACUGUCGCAGCUGUGGUAAGAAAGGUCAUCUAGCAAAGGUCUGUUGUAGCUCUAAGAAAGAUCACAACAACCAGUCACGCCAGAAACCAUCCAGAUCUGUUAAUAAGACCCCCUUAAAAUACAAUGCCCAUUCAUUGGAUCACAAACCAAACCUUCAUCAUUCAGCUACGGUUCCAGAGGACUCCCAAGGUUAUUCUUUGUUCACUCUACCUGGUAAUGUCCAACCUAUUGUACUCAUAACGGAAGUGAAUGGUUCAGACCUCUAA